Beauveria bassiana ARSEF 2860 is the source of this 1068-nucleotide messenger RNA. RefSeq names its product GTP binding protein. Gene Ontology annotation, biological process: cytoplasmic translation. The record is from RefSeq and is a predicted model, not a curated record. Gene Ontology annotation, molecular function: GTPase activity; GTP binding. Bases 1 to 1068 code for a protein of 355 amino acids. The transcript is spliced from 5 exons. Lineage: Eukaryota; Fungi; Ascomycota; Sordariomycetes; Hypocreales; Cordycipitaceae. Gene Ontology annotation, cellular component: cytoplasm.
AUGCAGAUGGCCAGAACCCAGAAGAACAAGGCUACCUCCUACCAUCUGGGUCAGCUGAAGGCCAAGUUGGCGAAGCUCAAGCGCGAAUUACUGACCCCGAGCGGAGGUGGCGGCGGCGGUGGCGCUGGUUUCGAUGUCGCCAGAACGGGUGUUGCCAGUAUCGGCUUCAUUGGUUUUCCCUCUGUCGGAAAGAGUACACUGAUGACUCGACUGACUGGCCAGCACUCCGAGGCUGCCGCUUAUGAGUUCACAACACUUACUUCGGUGCCCGGUCAGGUCACGUACAACGGUGCUCCUUUACAGAUCAUCGAUUUGCCCGGUAUCAUUGAGGGUGCGAAAGACGGUCGCGGUAGAGGUCGUCAGGUCAUUGCCGUUGCCAAGACUUGCCACUUGAUCUUUAUCGUCCUGGACGUCAAUAAGCCGCUGACCGACAAGCGUGUAAUUGAAGCCGAAUUGGAAGGGUUCGGGAUUCGCAUCAACAAGUCGCCACCAAAUAUCACCUUCAGAAAGAAGGACAAGGGUGGCCUCAACGUUACGAGCACGGCGCCUCUGACGCAUAUUGAUCACGACGAAAUCAAGGCCGUCAUGAGUGAAUACAGAAUCAACUCGGCCGACAUCACCAUCCGCUGCGACGCCACGGUUGAUGACCUGAUUGAUGUUUUGGAGGCUCGCUCUCGAAGUUAUAUCCCCGUCGUGUACUGCCUAAACAAGAUCGACGCCAUCAGUAUCGAAGAGCUGGACCUGCUGUAUCGAAUUCCUAACUCAGUUCCCAUCAGCUCCGAGCACGGCUGGAAUAUUGAUGAACUUAUGGAGGUCAUGUGGGAGAAACUCAACCUCAAACGUGUCUACACCAAACCCAAGGGAAAGCAGCCAGAUUACAGCGCCCCUGUUGUCCUGAGGGCUAACAAAUGCACUGUCGAGGAUUUCUGUAAUGCCAUUCACCGAAGUAUCACCGAGGUCUUCAAGACGGCCAUUGUCUACGGCAAAUCGGUCAAGCACCAGCCUCAGAAAGUUGGUUUGGCCCAUGAGCUGGAAGACGAGGAUGUCGUUACCAUUGUUAAGCGAUGA